Porites lobata is the source of this 3683-nucleotide messenger RNA. The record is from the annotation of a GenBank genome assembly. NCBI's taxonomy places the organism in Eukaryota, Metazoa, Cnidaria, Anthozoa, Scleractinia, Poritidae.
UUUCUCUUUCUGAAGUACGACUGCCAGCUGACCGGCUGUCUGAAUGGAGGCUCAUGUAUUUUUUCUGAAGUUUCAAAAAUCUUUCACUGCGUUUGCAAGGGAGCAUGGAUUGGCGAAUGUUGUAAAGGUAUUAACCCAGCUAUCUGUACAGUUGUCUACUGAGCAUAAGAAUGAGUGCAAUAAUUUAAGUGAUAAUAGUUAAUAAAAUGCCUAGCUCCUAGCUAAGCUCCUCCUAUGAUAUCUCCGCUCCGAGUUAUAACGCAUGGCUCGAAUCCAACUGACUCUUAUCCUGGUUUGAAGUUUAGCAGGCAGUUUAGGCACUCACAACCGACAGGGCUAUUGCCUGAAGUGACCAUGGCUAAGAAAUUAAAAUACCGUAUUCAUUGGGCUAUAAGCCGAUCUUAGCUAUAAGCCAAGACCCUAAACUUUGAACUCAUAGAAUCAGCAUAACCAAGAACGAAAGAUAAAUCCAAAACACCUGGCUAUAAGCCGAGACCCAUUCGUUACAAGACUUUUAAAUACUGUAAAACCUAAUAUUUUCGAAAAAAAAAAUGGGACCUUCUCUUAGAAAAUGUACAAUUGUUGUUUAGUUUUUUCGCUGUAACGAGACAAAAAAAACAUCUUGUAAUAGGGUGCCAGACGUGUUUUGUCGCCAAACAUUUGAAGUUUGAUAGCCUUUAAAGCAAACUGUCUCGCCAAAGGUAAGUUGUUUAUCUGGUUUAUUUGUUUUUGAUCAGGGCGUUCCGCUCCAAUUUCAUUUUUCACAACUUUCAGUCACAUCUCUCGCUCAGAAACAGCACACUUGCCUCCAAAAAUUAUUCUUAACGUCUAAAACUCUUGCAGGGACUGAUUUUGUUGAGCAAAAACAAAUUAAGUCGACAACAGCCGCCUACUCCAAACUUCGAACGUUUGGCGCCAAAACAUGUCACUUUUGCACCUAAUUAGAACAUGUUUUUUCCUCACGUGUACACGCUUAGAUGCAACCGACAGUAUAAAGGGCCGCCUAGUUCAAAGGUAAGACGCCACAAAAACGAGAAACAGUAUGCGGAAAACAUCGUGAAAGGUUCCCAAAAACUCAAAUAAAAAUAAUUGUAAUGAUGCUGAUGAUGCUGAUGAUGAAUCUGUCUUAUAGACUGGAAUCACUGUUCGGAAAGUCCAUGUGCCAAUGGAGGCUCGUGCAGCAAUCUUGCUGACGGCUACAAGUGCAGCUGUAUUAAAGGACGAUUUACCGGCAAACUUUGUGAACAAGGCGAGAUUACAACCUACUUAGUUUAGCAAUAAAGUCACCUCUCUCCAAAACGGACACCCUUGGGACCUGCGCUAUCUGUCCCUCUUGGAGAGAUGUCCGCCUUAUCAUGACACUUAACUAUAAAGAAAGGGGGGACCACCUCUAGGGGUCCGUUUAAGCGAAGUGUACGUCUUGAUAGAGCGUAUUCACAUGACGUCACGGCGGCCAUAUUGGUGUACCAUGACAACCCUGUGGGAAUUGAACUCCUUUCUUAUGUAAAAACUUUCCUUUGUUCGUAUAAAUUAGCAUAGACGCUGGCCACUUGAGUGAAUACGCUCUAUAGAGGUGACCGUUGGCGUAAAGAGAGGUUGACUGUAUAUACCGCUAACAACUUCUGAUUGUUUUUGUUUCAUUGUUGUUGUUGUUUAUAACAGGGCUCAAAUCUCCUUUUAAUUCAUAACAGGCAAUUUGAGCCCUUAAAUGCGUAAAGGAAAGAUUUAACGACAGUUUAAAAAUUUCAGAAUUUAAAAGGACUUGUAUGGAAAACCAUUCAAGCGUGAGUAGGUGGCAAGAGUUGUUUCUCUCAUACAAAUCCUUGUGAUAUACAGUUUAAAAUUUACAGAUUACCUAAUUUUAAUAUGCUCUCUCAAAAAAAAUUUUUCAAAAGUGAACUAUUUUCAAAGUUAACAAAAUUAAUAGAUGCAAGUGCACGCAUGAGCGUCAGAUUGAUUUGUUCGACAUGUCGAUUAAGGUCAUGCUUUUCCAAAUUAAUGUACAUAGACUCUUGAAGCAUAGCCUGUUAUGUACAUUAAGUGGGAAACGCCUGACCCCAAUCAACCGGUCGAACUAUUUUCGCGUUUACCGAAAAUUGAUCACGUGAUCAACUAAUGCAAAAAGACCUAUUAGCGCACGAAAAGCAAAACAUCUUGACGUCACAACCUGUUUACAUACUCUCAUGCAAUUGAUGCAAAUGCGCCUCUCGGUCAAUUAGAGCGCGCGUACUAUCUUAGUUAUUUUUUAAAAUGUCGUCAUGGUUAUAAUGUUUGUAGUCACAUAUAUGCUUUUUCUCUUAGUUUGCCCAGUCCCCGUCGGAAUGGAAAGUAGAGCCAUUUUGGACUCCCAGAUAAGUGCUUCAUCAGAAUGGGCCAGCAAUCAUGCCGCACAACAGGGAAGGUUACACUUUGUAAAAACUGUUUAUAGAACUGGUGCCUGGUCAGCUAGGUCAAACGACUUAAACCAGUGGCUACAGGUCGAUCUUUUAAAUACGACUCGAGUGUCAGGAGUAGCAACUCAAGGACGGAACGGAUGCCCUUGCGAUCAAUGGGUCACAAAGUACAAGUUACAGUACAGUGAAGAUGGGCAGGCGUUUAAGUUCUAUAGGAGAAGCGGAGAUAAAUCAGACACGGUGGGAACAAAUAAAACACCUUGCACCAAAACCCUAUUUUUGAAAAUAAUAAUAAUAACAAUAAUAAUAAUAGGCCUUGUUCAAAUUUACCUAACCCUACCUCUUUGAACAGGGAGGAAAACACCCAGUCUAGCUCUUGGGAUAUGUGAAUUUCACCAAAGCUAUUUUUAUACCCAUUACACGCUUCUAAUUAAUCGGAAGUUGGUGUCCGCAGAGGUCCGCAAACUAUUAUUCAGUGUUGUUAAAAUAGAAUUCAACAGUCGCCAUUACAAUGUUUUGCAUUGUUUGCUAUGAGGCAGUUGCGCUUGGACUUGUUGACGUCUUCAACAAUCGAUUGAAAUAUUCAGACGUUCCAGGAAUUGGACUUCCACUUGGAAACAACCUUUAAAGAAAGUUUAAGUAAAAUUCACACAUCCUGGCCAACGUCCUAAGAUUUGCUCUCUGACAUGAAUCUCUCUUGAUAACUCACAAUAACUUCAGACAACAGAAGCAGAUAGUUCGUCUGGACAAGUUUUUCAUCUUUUCGCUAUCUUAUAAGACACGUACAACCAUCUAAACAAAUAAAUAAAUUCAUCUUACGUACGUUUGUUUUCCAUGCACAGAUUAUCCAUCUCUCGCCAGUACAAUUCAAUCGUUUGUUGGUGUUGCAGAAUUCAAGUGUUUCUUGUUGGUUUGUGAUGUGGUGUGGUUAUUGUUCAGCGUCUAUUCACUUUUUUGUAUUACGUCAUUUGGUGAUUGCACCCGUCUGCAACACAAAGAAACUACCACCGUUCGUUUAUUAUUGGCUUGUAUUUUGACCAGUAGUGUUAAAUUGGCCAUUGAGUCUUGAAGAUUUAUUUUGCCAAGCAAACAAAACAUUAGUCAUUUCGAGCCCAAAUACCAAACUAUCGUAUUCUGUUAAAUCUCAUUCAGGUUUUUACGGGAAACGCCGACAGAGAUACUGUUGUGAAUCAUCAGCUAACUCCCGUGAUUAAAGCUCGUUACAUUAGACUACAUCCUGUGGAAUGGAACAGGCACAUAUCUAUGAGAAUGGAACUCUACAGCUGUUAG